UCUCCGCUCCCACAUCCCUUCAUCUGCCUUCUCUCUCUCUCUCUCUCUCUCUCUCCAUUUCUACCUAUUCCGCCAUUUGCAUUUGAUUCUCACUCCAGACCCAUGUCGAAGUUCGAGUACCCUCGUCUCCGGCGUGCCGAAAUCAUCGGAUUCCUAGCCGAAUCACACAUCGAAGACCGCAUCGCCGAAUCCGACCUCCGCAACCCCAACCCCGACUUCAUCCUCAACCUCUACACCAAAAUCUUAAUCCACCUCGAUUCUCUUACGGAAGACUACGGGCAAGUUGAUUUCGCUGCCUUGGAACAGCUGGAGAACCCGGACCUCCACGUGGACUCGGUUCGGACCAUGAAUUUGUUUAGAAAGAUCAAGGAGGUUCUGGCUGCUCUGGAUUGUCCUAAGAAAUUUAACCUCAGGGAUCUGAUAAAGCCUGACGCGGACAGGACGGAGUUGUUUCUUAGUGCCCUGCUCAAUUUCUGUAUCCAUAGAGACACGAAAAUGAAUCUUCUGAGACCAAUGGUGGAAGAUCUGACCCUUCUUGAUGAGAAACGGCAACAGUUGGAGAGCAGGAUUUCACAGCUGAAUGCAGAGAUUGCUGAACAGAAUGAACUAAGAGAAAGGGAAAUGCCACUUGUUCAGGAUGUAGAAGCUAAAGUUAAAGAACUAACCCAGAUCAUUCCUGGUCUUAACAAUCAUCAAAUGUCCUUGAAGGCUUCUAUCAAAAAAAUGAAGGAGAAGGCGAAAGAAAUGGAUGAGAAGAUUUCCAGUGCGGAGUUUGUGCUGGUGCAAAGUGUCCAAGAAAAUGCCAGUUUACGCUCUAAAAUUGUUCAGUCGCCAGAUAAGUUGCAGAGGGCUUUGGAGGAGAAGAAAGUAGUUCGAAUUGAUGCAAAAAAUGCCGAAAGAGCAGCAAUGCAGUCGUUUCAGGAGAAAAGUGCAGUUCUUGAGGUUUAUAUGAAGGCUUGCAAGAAAUUGUCAAAGAACCUUGCUCAGAUGCAGGCAAUACAAGAACAGGUGAACUCUGCCAAAUCCGUUGAAAAAGAUGUGAAGGUUCUGAAGGUUAAGCAGAGUGAGGCAGGAAUGCUAGAUAAGUCGCUCGAGGCCAAGCUUGUUGAACGACAGGGGAAAGUGGAACAGUUGGAUGAAAUGAGAAAGCAAUUAGAAAAAGAAAGAGAUAUCAGGUGUGAGGAAGCUACUAAGGAACUCAACAAUGUGAAGUCAGAAGUGGAAGAGAAGAGGCGAGAUCUUGAAUCAAGGCAAACUAAGCUUCAAGCUGUAGUUGCAGAGGCUGAUGCCAUGUCUAUGAAGUCAAAUUCAGAGAAAGAAUCUGGGGCGGCCAAACGGCAAGAGUUAUGUCGUAAAUCUGAAGAAAUUGUGAGUCAGUUUUACGAGUAUUCAAACUCCAUCGGGGGCUUGUUGCCUAAGAACUGAGGCGGAGCCUUCACUUUGAGCAUGGAAGAAGCAGAUUCUCCUAACAUUUUCAGCUUGCGCCAAGUUCAAUAGCUAGUUGACUGCACUGAGACAUCUCUGUGAAUCAUGUUGAAUUACAGGAACUUGAACUUAGGAAACCUGUAAAUCUAGAUAUGCUCAUAAAGGUAAUUUAAAAAAAAAAACAAGAACGAUGUGUGCAUUAAGGCUUGUCGGUUGAGUGCUUCCCUUGAAAAUAUUCUCUUUACGCGCUGUUUUGUAUAACUAUUGGGGGCAUGAUUAUGCAUUUUGUUCCGGAUGCUGAGUUUUGGCUAGUUCAGUUUUGAGUAAAAGGACCAAGAUCUCGAGCAAGCCCAAGCCUUCAUAUCCCUCCCUGUUUAUUUUGGCUUUUUAUGAGCAAAAUUGAAGAAAAAUUAUUUCUCUCGUAUUGGAUCAA
Messenger RNA from Rhododendron vialii, 1858 nucleotides. RefSeq names its product kinetochore protein NUF2 homolog. The coding region runs from base 103 to 1425 and encodes 440 amino acids. Gene Ontology annotation, molecular function: protein-containing complex binding. Lineage: Eukaryota; Viridiplantae; Streptophyta; Magnoliopsida; Ericales; Ericaceae. Gene Ontology annotation, biological process: meiotic chromosome segregation; kinetochore organization; attachment of mitotic spindle microtubules to kinetochore. The record is from RefSeq and is a predicted model, not a curated record. Gene Ontology annotation, cellular component: kinetochore; Ndc80 complex. The transcript has 11 exons.